Molecule: messenger RNA, 2121 nt
Organism: Hydractinia symbiolongicarpus
Lineage: Eukaryota; Metazoa; Cnidaria; Hydrozoa; Anthoathecata; Hydractiniidae
Product: X-ray repair cross-complementing protein 5-like
Exons: 6
Coding region: 159-1976 (605 amino acids)
Biological process (GO): cellular response to gamma radiation; telomere maintenance; cellular response to X-ray
Cellular component (GO): Ku70:Ku80 complex; nucleus
Molecular function (GO): DNA helicase activity; telomeric repeat DNA binding; double-stranded DNA binding
Source: RefSeq, a predicted model, not a curated record
GUGAUCUAGUAAAAUGAAAGUACUUGCUGGACCGUAAGAGUACGGGACAGGACGGUUGCCUAGUUUGCCAGGAUAUCCUGUCAUCGCCAAGUCGGUCCUUAUAAAGAGGAUGCCGAUAAGCCACAGAUGCCGGCAUAUAUAAGGGUAGAAUUAUAAUCAUGACCUCAUUUUGGGGAGAUUCUGGUGGAUUUAUGAAUGAAGAUGAAGAAAAUGAUGAAGGAGAUUCAACUGCAGCAUCGUGGGAAGUUGGAAGAGAUGGCUUGAUAUUUCUAAUUGAUGCUACUAAACCAAUGUUUACGAAGGUGGAAGAUGGCAAUGAAAGUGCUUUUGAGAUUUGUCUAAAGUGUGCUCAUAAUGUUUUGAUGAGCAAAAUUAUCAGCAGUGACAAAGAUCUUGUGGGUAUCAUCUUUUUCGGCACAGAUAAGCACAAGAAUUUAAACGACUUUAAAAAUGUUUACAACUUUCAGGAACUUGACCUUCCUGAUGCUAACAGGAUUUUAGAAUUGGAAAAUUUGAGCAGUCAUGGAUUGAACAAAUUCAAUGAUACAUUUGGACAUUGUAACGAAUUUGAACUUGCAGAUGCAUUGUGGAGUUGUUCCAAUAUGUUUGCAAACAGUACAUACAAGCUCGCUCAGAAGCGAAUUCUUUUGUUUACAAGUACUGAUGAUCCUCAUCGAAGCAAAAGAGAUGUUAAAAACCGUGCUGUCAAAAAAACAAAAGAUUUGGCAGAUUUGGGUAUAGAAUUGGAAUUGUUGCAUUUGAAGCAAGGAAACGAUGUUUUUGAUGUAAAGAAAUUUUAUCGAGAUAUCAUUAGUGAAGAGGAAUUCGAUGGUUUAUCUGAUCCGACUGAAAAAUUUGAAGAGCUGCUUACACGGGUUCGCUCGAAAGAAUUCAAAAAAAGAGCCGUCACGCGAAUACCGUUACAAUUAGCUGAAAACCUGGCCUUGAGUGUUUCCGUAUACACAUUAAAUCGACCGGCAACAAAAGGUGCUUACGUAAAAUUGGACAGUAGAACGAACGAAGAAGUGAAAUGUGUCACCAAGUACAUGUGCGCCGAUACUGGACACGAGUUAUUUCCAACGGAUAUUAAGUAUUAUCAGGAAUUUGGUGGAGCAAAAGUGAUAUAUGAAAAGGAAGAAUUAGAUCAAAUGAGAAACUUAGUGAAGCCUGGAAUCCAUUUGAUUGGAUUCAAGCCUCGGAAAUAUUUAAAAGAUUAUUACCACGUAAAAGGAUCAUCGUUUCUUUAUCCUGACGAAAGUAUGGUGGCGGGUAGUACGCCCUUGUUUAGCGCCCUUCUGAAACGCUGUCUGGCUAAAGACGUCACCCCAAUCUGUGUGGUUGCGACGAGGGCUUCCAUUGCGCCAAGAUUAGCCGCAUUGCUUCCGCAAGAGGAAGAAUUUGAUGAAAACCAUAUCCAAACUAAACCGCCUGGUUUUCACAUGGUCUAUCUGCCAUAUAGUGAUGAUAUUCGAAAAGUAAAGGUGGAGAGCUGUCCUAAAGCAACUGACGAACAAAUCGACAAAGCGAAGGAGAUGAUUGACAAGUUGAAGUUCAAAUACACACCGGACAUGUUUGAAAAUCCAGCUAUUCAAAAGUUCUACCGUUGCUUAGAAGCGUUUGCGCUAGAGCGUGAUGAAGUUGAAGAAUUUCAAGAUUUGACACUACCAAAUAAUGAAACUAUUGACAACAAAGCUGGCAUUGUAAUCAACGAAUUUAAGGAAAUGGUUUUUCCGAAAGAUUACACGGAUGCAGUAGGAACUAAACGAAAAGCAACUUUGGCUACCGGUGGCGCGUCUAAGAAAACAAAAACAGAAAUGGUAGACAUAAAUAUGCAGGAUGUGGCUUUAAAAGGGAACUUGAACAAACUCACAGUUGCUGUAAUGAAAACUUUUUGCCAGGCGAACAAAAUCAAAUCAAUUUCACAGAAGAAAGCUGAUCUAAUCAGCGCGAUUAAUAACCAUUUUUCGAUUGGUUGAAAAAGAUGAUGACGUGUCUCGAGUAUUAGACCUCGUUUGAUAUAAAGUUACCUUAUGUCGCGAGAACGGAUAAAUACCAUUGUGUCCCCUUCAUUGCACGAUGUUGAAUGUUGUUUAUAUUGAAAAAAAAUAUAUAUAGUAGUCA